AUGCAAGACUCAUUGAAUAAUAUUUACACGGCUAAAACAUGGUUUCAACUAAAAUGUGAAGAUCCUCAUACUCGUCAUCUGUGGAUUAAAUCACGUGUUUUAUACACGUUCAAACCACAAAUUAUAACAGCUUUAUAUCUUUUUGAGUACCGCAUGGCAAAUUUAGAACAAGGACGUUCCCAAAUUUCAUCCCAACGAGCUUUUUGGUCACAUCAGGUUCAUUGUGGUGUUAGACGUCUCUUUGGUUGUAUUGCUACUCGAUGGAUACCUUCCUAUUUAUCCCAAACGUUUAGAACGAGCUCGAUUUUUCAUAAAAGCUUGACAUAUGAAGGUUUAUGUUCUGUACCACAAAUAUUUGGUAACAAAUUUGAAAAAAUGUUAAAGUAG
Molecule: messenger RNA, 387 nt
Organism: Rotaria sp. Silwood2
Lineage: Eukaryota; Metazoa; Rotifera; Eurotatoria; Philodinida; Philodinidae
Source: the annotation of a GenBank genome assembly